GCGCGCCGGCGACCAUGGCGUUCGCCCGGCUGAAGCGAGUGCAUUAACCCCGGGAGGCGGCGGCGGCGGGGGAGCGAGACUCGAGCGGGCGGGCUCAGCCUGAGGGAAGGGAGGAAGGGGCGGGGAGAGCGCCGGAGGGAGGCCGGUCGGCCGCAGGCGGGCGGGCAGCGCAGCGCAGCGCCGAACGGGGCCCGCGGGCCCAUGAGGAGGCCGGGGGACCAUGGGCUCCAGGAUCAAGCAAAACCCAGAGACCACAUUUGAAGUGUAUGUUGAAGUGGCCUAUCCUAGGACAGGUGGCACUCUUUCAGAUCCUGAGGUGCAGAGGCAAUUCCCGGAGGACUACAGUGACCAGGAAGUUCUACAGACUCUGACCAAGUUUUGUUUCCCCUUCUAUGUGGACAGCCUCACAGUCAGCCAAGUUGGCCAGAACUUCACAUUCGUGCUCACUGACAUUGACAGCAAACAGAGAUUCGGGUUCUGCCGCUUAUCUUCAGGAGCGAAGAGUUGCUUCUGUUUCUUAAGCUAUCUCCCCUGGUUUGAAGUAUUUUAUAAGCUACUUAACAUCUUGGCAGAUUACACGACAAAAGGACAGGAGAGUCAGUGGAAUGAGCUUCUCGAAACUCUGUACAAACUUCCUAUCCCUGACCCAGGAGUGUCUGUUCAUCUCAGCGUGCAUUCUUAUUUUACUGUGCCUGAUACCAGAGAACUUCCCAGCAUCCCUGAGAAUAGAAAUCUGACAGAAUAUUUUGUGGCUGUGGAUGUAAACAACAUGUUACAUCUGUAUGCCAGUAUGCUCUACGAACGCCGGAUACUCAUCAUUUGCAGCAAACUCAGCACUUUGACUGCCUGCAUCCACGGGUCUGCUGCGAUGCUCUAUCCCAUGUUCUGGCAGCAUGUGUACAUCCCUGUCCUGCCUCCACAUCUGCUGGACUACUGCUGUGCUCCCAUGCCCUACCUCAUAGGAAUCCAUUUAAGUUUAAUGGAGAAAGUCAGAAACAUGGCCCUGGAUGAUGUCGUGAUCCUGAAUGUGGACACCAACACUCUCGAAACUCCCUUUGAUGACCUCCAGAGCCUCCCAAAUGAUGUGAUCUCUUCACUGAAGAACCGACUGAAGAAGGUCUCCACGACAACCGGCGAUGGUGUGGCCAGAGCCUUCCUCAAGGCCCAGGCCGCUUUCUUCGGCAGCUACCGAAAUGCUCUGAAAAUCGAGCCGGAGGAGCCAAUCACCUUCUGUGAGGAAGCCUUCGUGUCGCACUAUCGCUCAGGAGCCAUGAGGCAGUUCCUGCAGAACGCCACCCAGCUGCAGCUCUUCAAACAGUUUAUCGAUGGUAGAUUAGACCUUCUCAAUUCCGGCGAGGGCUUCAGUGAUGUUUUUGAAGAGGAGAUCAACAUGGGCGAGUAUGCCGGGAGUGAUAAGCUGUACCACCAGUGGCUCUCCACAGUCCGGAAAGGAAGUGGAGCGAUUCUGAACACUGUAAAAACGAAAGCAAACCCGGCCAUGAAGACUGUCUAUAAGUUUGCAAAAGAUCAUGCAAAAAUGGGAAUAAAAGAGGUGAAAAACCGCUUGAAGCAAAAGGACAUCACUGAGAAUGGCUGUGCCCCCACCACAGAAGAGCAGCUGCCAAAGACUGCGCCGUCCCCACUGGUAGAGGCCAAGGACCCCAAGUUCCGAGAAGACCGGCGGCCAAUCACAGUCCACUUUGGACAGCCACAGAGACUCCGUCCCACUCGCCCGCCGCCUCCCAAGAUACAGCGCUCGAGGCCCGUGCGCCCUCCCCGUCCACACGUCAUUAAAAGACCGAAGAGCAACAUCACAGUGGAAGCCCGAAGGACGUCCGUCUCGAGCCCCGACCACCUCGUAAAGCCCUUGCGACACUAUGCUGUCUUCCUCUCCGAAGACUCCUCUGACGAUGAAUGCCAGCGGGAAGAGGGCCCGAGCUCUGGCUUCACCGAAAGCUUUUUCUUCUCCACUCCCUUUGAAUGGCCACAGCCAUAUCGGACACUCAAGGAGUCAGACAGUGCAGGGGACGAGGCCGAGAGCCCGGAGCAGCGAGCGCGGGAGCCCGUAGGCCCCACCCCAGCUCCGCAUGACCGGGCCGCCAGCAUCGACCUCCUGGAGGACGUCUUCAGCAACCUCGACAUGGAAGUCCCGCUGCAGCCGCUGGGCCAGGCCAAAAGCUUGGAAGAUCUUCGGACCCCCAAAGAUGUGAGGGAGCAGCCGGGGACCUUUGACUAUCAGAGGUUGGACCUGGGCAGAAGUGACAGGAGCCGCGGGACACCAGGGGCCUUGAAGCUCACCCACCCGCACAGCAGGCUCUGGAGCCUAGGCCAGGACGACAUGGCGAUCCCCAGCAAGCCUCCCGCCGCCUGCCCCAAGAAGCCCUCAGCCCUGCUCGGGAACUCCCUGGCCUCACCCUGCAGGCCCCAGAACCAGAACGGCCUCCUGAACCCCAGUGAAAAGGAGGAGGUGCCCACGCCCACCCUGGGCAGCAUCACCAUCCCCCGGCCCCAGGGCAGGAAGACCCCGGAGCUGGGCAUUGUGCCCCCGCCUCCCACCGCCCGCCCAGCCAAGCUCCAGGCCCCCGGCCUCACCCUCGGCGACUUCUCGGAGCGGCUGCCGGCUGAGUGGGAAAGGCAGGCUGCCCUCAGCUCAGCCCCGUUCCCUGGGCUCCUCUCCAGCGCUGCACCCCAAGACCCCACCGAACUGCUCCAGCCACUCAGCCUGGCCCCAGGGGCCGCCGGCAGCAGCAGUGAUGCCCUGCUGGCCCUGCUGGACCCACUUAACACAGCCUGGUCGGGCAGCGCCCUUCCACCAGGCCCCACAGCCCCAAAUGUAGCCACCCCGUUUACCCCCCAAAUUAGCUUUCCCCCCAUGGGGACCCCUACCCCAUUUCCACAGCCGUCACUCAACCCCUUUGUCCCAUCUGUGCCAGCGACACUGCCCACCAUGCCCCUGGUCUCUGCACCAGCUGGGCCUUUUGGGGCCCGUCCUGCUUCCCUGGGGCCAGCCUUUGCCCCCACGCUCCUGCUGUCCGGCUCCGGCUUCUGUGCCCCGCGUCGACCCCAGCCCAGCCUGUCUGCUCUCUCUAUGCCCAACCUCUUUGGCCAAGUGCCCAUGGGCACCCACUCCCCGCAGCCUCUGGGUCCCCCGGCGGUCGCCCCCUCGAGGAUCCGAACACUGCCCCUGGCCCGCUCAAGCGCCAGGGCCGCCGAGGCCAAGCAGGGGCUGGCCCUGAGGCCUGGAGACCCCCCACUCCUCCCCUCCAGGCCCCCCCAGGGCCUGGAGCCAGCCCUGCAGCCCUCUGCUCCACGAGAGGCCAGAGACCCCUUUGAGGAUUUGUUACGGAAAACCAAGCAAGACGUGAGCUCGGCCCCUGCCCCGGCCCCCGGCUCCGUGGAGCAGCUCAGGAAGCAAUGGGAGACCUUCGAGUGAGCAGCGCCGAGGGUGGGGCGAGCCGAGGCCGGCCGGCCCUGCUUCCUCUGCUACUGUUUCUGCCCAGGUUCUACUGGUGGGAAGGGCUGGGAACCCUCUCUGCCGCCCCUCCUCCUCUCCACACUGCCCAUCUCUGGAGAAUGGCGCCAUUUCCAGCCUGGGAAUCGACCCAGCUCCUGGGUGCCUGUCCCGCCCCGCCACCACCCUCCCCCCGCCCCCCCAAUUGGGUUUUGCACUAAAGAGGUCAGCUGGGCCAGCAAUUGCCCCAGGCCACGUCCUACCCACCUUCCCUCUGGAAACUGCCCACCAGGAGCCCCGCGCAUCCUCAGGAUGUCUCCUCCUGAGCCCCGUUCUCUUGCCCCAGCUGCAGCCCAGCCCUGCACACCCCACCUCGAUGGGCACGAGCGUUGGCGGUACACCAGCUCGUCUGCACGAGAGGCACGUGGUUUGGAGUUUGAAGUAAGGAACCCCCUCCCCCUCCUCCCACCCCAAAUGGAGGAUCCACCUGGAGGAGCAUUUCCAAACCCUCUCUAGCAAUAUGCACACUCGUCUUUACUAAGUCUUCACCCCAACCCCUACACCUCUGUUUUUCUGACUUGGUUGGGAUCUGGGGGCUGAGGGAUCCACGGGAUCCCUCAUGGUAACCAAACCAAGCCCCAGCCAGCCCUGCGUGAGGGCCAGGAGCACCAGCAACUUUGAUUAUAGAAGACAAGACGGCAACGGGUAAACCUGAGCGCGUCAGGAUGGGUCCGCUGCCAUCCACACUCUCCCCCAGAUCCCCAGAGGUUCUCCUGGUCUCCAGUUAUGAUCACAUGAGGCUCUGGCUCUUGUCCAGUGGGUCUCAAGGGGCAGAGCUGAGAAGCAGGCACCCAGACCUCCGCUGGAAGGCAAAGCUUAACACCACAGAGAUGCAAGGGUCCCAGUGCCUGGCUCCUUGGGGCAGGAGGGGGCAGGGCACUGAGCCCCUCUCCAGGCCCCUGGGGAGUGGGCAGGCUUGGCUUCUUGCAGCCUGGACGCAGGAGGGCUUGGAGUCACCCCCUCCCUGCCCACCUUGUGAUUGCUGCCAGCAUAGAAAUUCCUGAGGCCAACGUCACCAAAGCUAAAUUGAAAUGUUUUGUUAUUAUUUCUUUUAUCUUUCUUUUCCUUUUUACUUUUAUUGAUUUGAUGGAAUCUUGAAAUUGACUAGUUUCAAUAAACCAAGUUAAAAUAUGGCCCAACCAUUUAAGAAAACAACCAUCUGAGACAUGCAGGAAAUUGUGAACAUUUUGACCUGAUUUCUCAUUUCCUAUUUGUGAAUGGUCAGACACACAGUCUCAGGGGUGGCUGAGGGGGCAAGGGGGUUUCUAGAGGCCCCUAUAACCCCAGGGAGCCUUGUCAUCGUCUGAGGGACUGGGAGACCACCCCCACCCGUGAGUGAGCAAGGCCCGGCCCUGAGGUUUGCUCCGACAACAUGGGGUGUGAAGAGCUGCUGGCCCAGCACAAGCUCCUUGGUCAGUCACGGCCCCUUGGGCAAGUCUUCUCUUUCAAUCUCGGCAAUGUCCUCUGGCCGCCGGAAGUGGGGUGCUGUGUCAUGUCUGGGCCAUGCGGGCGCCUCUAGGACACUCAGGUGUUUUCAGCAGAGAUUGCAGAUCCAUCCUGGGCAGACCCCCAAGCCCCAUCAGGACAGGGUAGCCCACUCGGUGGGCAGAGUCUUAAGGCAAGAGGUGCUCGGUGGCCUCAGGGAAGCUGAGCCCAACCCGUGGUCUCCCUGGCUGGGCGCCGGUGGCGAGAGCACCAUGUUCACAAGAGCACUGCUGUCUCUUCCCUUGCUGGAUUGAAUCUGCAAAUCCAAGGAUGAAUUUUGUGUGUGCGUUCAAUAAAAGUCUUCUUGGAGAGAA
Dama dama (fallow deer) is the source of this 5310-nucleotide messenger RNA. RefSeq names its product DENN domain containing 1A (gene DENND1A). The record is from RefSeq and is a predicted model, not a curated record. Gene Ontology annotation, molecular function: guanyl-nucleotide exchange factor activity; phosphatidylinositol phosphate binding. Bases 221 to 3433 code for a protein of 1070 amino acids. Gene Ontology annotation, biological process: endocytic recycling; endocytosis. The transcript has 24 exons. NCBI's taxonomy places the organism in Eukaryota, Metazoa, Chordata, Mammalia, Artiodactyla, Cervidae. Gene Ontology annotation, cellular component: cytosol; clathrin-coated vesicle.